AUGCAGCCCCAGGAGGUGCCGCUGGCCUCCCUGCUCAGCAGCAGGCACCUGGAGCGCCUACGCGCGGACGGCGGCAGCGGCUCGGCCACGGUGGACAACCUGUGGGCCGCCACCCUUGCCGGCGACCUGGCCGAGGUGUCAGCGUACCAGGGCCCGUCGGCGCGCGGCGCGCUGGCGCUGGGCCCCGGCGGCACGUGGAACGACACCCUCAUCCCGCGCGUGCGGUACUUGUCGCGGGAGCGGCCCGGCUCGCCCGAGCUGGCGCCCGUGCAGCACUGGGACAUGACGGACGCGGAGAUCCGCGGCGGCUUCGACGGACUGGCGCUGGGCUACCGCAUCGCGCGCUGGACGGCGCGCACGGGGCGCCUGCGGCUGUCGCAGCUUCUAGACAUGUACUACUCGCCGCGCGGCGUGGCGCUGGACGCGGAGGUCAAGGCGUGCCAGCGGGGCAGCUCGGCGGCGGCCGCCUUCGCGGAAGACACCCUGUUCGCGCAGACGUCGCGGUUCGCGCGCACGCUGACGGACACCUCGCCGGACGCGCCCUACAUGACGGAGGCCGCGCUCAGGAACUUCACCGCCGCCUCGGUGAGGGCCUUCCUGAGGUAUGCAGGCGACCUGCUCCAGGGUGACGCUUGCGACUCGCCGCCGCUCAUGUCCGUGCGCGUCAACGCCAUCGUGGUCCUGGACACGACCUGGGCGAGGGCGGCGGCCUACAGGUUCAUCACGCUGCUCGCCGGCGCCGAGGGCAUCGACGUGGGGCUGUUCGGGUCCCGCCUAGCCAUCAUGAACGGCGGCUUGGGCGGCCCUGUAGGUGGACACUGGAUCGUCAACUUCACCGACAGCCCCGUGCAGAUUGCCACUGACUGGGUCGCGGUGGACGCCGCCGAUGACAUCUGGCCGACGUACCUGGACCUGCCGUGGACGCUGAUGGCCGUCAUCGAGCACCUGCAGUCCAAGGCGGAGGCCGAGUCGGUGCAGGGCAGCGUGGGCAGCGCGCACGGCGACGUGGUCGUCAUCCUGGCCACGGCCUCCACGGUCAGCGACGCGGACAUGCGCCACGCCAAGGAGCUCGUGCCCCGCGUCAAGGAGAUCAACCCCGACGUCCGGCUGCUGUACGUGGUCACCGAGCUGGGCGAGGCGCGCUUCCAGGAGCUGGCCACGAUGAGCGCCGAGUGGGACGACGUGGUGGUGGUGGUGGACGACACGGAGGCGGACACGGUGGCGCACGCCGUCGCCAGCUACCUGCGCCACACGCCGGGCCGCCUCAUGCCCGCCGAGUGCGUGCUGACGCAGGGCGGCUCGCCGAGCUCCACGCCGUCGCCGUCAAGGUCGACGUCGAGGCCUUACGCCGCCGCGGCCAGGGGCAACCACGCCAGGGCCAAGGGGUGGCCGGUGCAGCCGGGGCUCCACGUGUGGGCCGCGCCGGGGGUGCGGGGUCGCGGGGGGUGGAGCCGGGCUGGCGGCGGGGGCGCGCGGAUGGGGUCUCGGGCCGAGUUCGAGGACUACGUGGCGCCGGGGCAGCUGCGUCUGUACCGCAUCCACACCGAGUACACGCGCCCCGGCAUGCCGGUCAGCGUCGAGAUGGUCGGCGAGGAUUACGGCGAACUGCGGCUGUGCAUGUGGAGGGGCGCCGCUCCCGGCGGGGCCAUGGCCGCCAUGCGGGCUGCGCUGCGCGCCGAGGACGCCGGCGGCGUGGACCCGGGCCGCGGUGACCGCGACGACACGCCGCAGGCCGAGUGCGCCAACCUGUCGGGCUUCGGGGAGACGAACGUGACCAUCGCGGACCCCUGCCAGGACCGGUGCGCGCCGCUGUACGUCAGCGUGUCCGCCAGCAAGUCCACGUUCAAGUGCACCGAGGAGGACUGCCGCUACCCGGACGAGGUGCGCUACCUGCUGCGCCCCCGCGGUGUGUCCUGCGCCGGCAGCCUGCCCGUCCAGUCCGGCAGCACGACGUGCACGACGUCGCCGGCCUCGUUGUCGCUGUGGGUCGCCGCCCUCGCCGCCCAGCUGGUGCUGCUGCUGGCGGCCCACUAGAAGGACGACAACUGUGACGACAACCACCGAAAAGGAACAGAGAGGGGAGAGAAAGCGGGGCGAAGCGGCACCCCUUGCUGCACCCAUCGCUUGCGCUGCUUGCGCGCUUUCUGACAAUCGUGCAAUCGUGAAUUAUGACACGGAGGAGGGAGGGAGAUGCCUCGCCACUACUGCCAUUAGAUACUAUUUAUUUUAGUUGUAAUACUUGCCUCUAGUCUGUACCACGAAUAAAAUAAUCUAAAUCUGA
Messenger RNA from Thrips palmi, 2281 nucleotides. RefSeq lists its product as uncharacterized. The transcript has 11 exons. Bases 1 to 2034 code for a protein of 677 amino acids. Lineage: Eukaryota; Metazoa; Arthropoda; Insecta; Thysanoptera; Thripidae. The record is from RefSeq and is a predicted model, not a curated record.